AAACCACAAACCAACUCUCUAUUUUGUUUACAAUUUUAGCUAUAGUUGUGUUAUUUGUUUAAGCACCAAAAAUGGCAAUGAAUCAAACUGCAGCCAACAUGCAGCAACUGAUGAACAAAAACCAACCCUUGAUGAAUCCAUCCCAAGCCAAUCAGCUGCAACAACUCACAAACAGUAUGCAGCAACUCCUGAAUCCAACCCCAACUCCUAUGCAGCUCCAACUCAACAAUCCCACUCCAACCGCUAUGCAGCAAUUGGCUAGCCCUGCACCACCCCACAUGCAGCAGCUCAUCAAUCCUCCGCAUGACCACAUGAACCAACACGCCAAUCCAAACCCAACUCCAAUGCAGCAACUGAUGAAUCAAAGUUCACCUGCUAAGCAGCAACUGCUCAAACAGAACCCCCUCGGUGCUCGUCAGCUUAUCAAAGGUGACAGGCACUUGUUCUCAAGCUCUGAUGACAAUGCCAUGUCAAAGCAAAUUCAAGCUACUCAUUCUCCUGAUGGACGCCAAUUUGAUGUCAAACCUCUUCUUCAUAUCGUCGAGGAUAUAUUCUAUCAUUCUGCCCCAACAACUGAUUCUCAUGCGCUCCCAACGGCCACACGGAGCGAUGCAUUGGAUGAGAGGACUUACCAUAGCGGCUUCAGCGCGAUGCUUGAAAGUUUGGCAUUUGUGAUAGAUCGAGUAGCUAGCGAGCUAACAUACAAAUGCACGAGUGGUGGAGAUGCACAUUCAACUACCAUGGCAAUACUAAAUAUGCUAUCAAGCUACACAUGGGAUGCCAAGCUGGUUAUAGCACUAGCUGCUUUUGCAAUGAACUAUGGAGAAUUCUGGCUGGUGGCUCAGAACUACACCUCAAACCAGCUUGCUAAAUCUGUGGCAAUCCUGAAACAAUUGCCUGACAUUUUAGAGAAUUCAAGCAUGCUUAAACCGCGAUUUGACUCUGUGAAAAAUCUCAUUACUGUCAUGCUAGCUAUUGCCAAGUGCAUUGUUGAGUUCCAUGAGCUUCCCCAUAUGUACAUUACAACAGACACUUCCGCAUUUUCCACUGCAAUAGCUCAUUUACCGAUUGCUGUCUACUGGACAAUCCGAAGUAUUGUAGCCUGCGCAUCCCAGAUUACUGGCCUUAUUGGCCUGGGACAUGAGCACAUGGUAUCAACUACAGAGGCCUGGGAAUUAUCAAGCCUGGCUCACAAGCUAAGCAACAUUCAUAGCCACCUAGCUAACCAACUUGGACUCUGCUUUAAGCACAUUGAUGAAAGGAAACAAAUGGAAACUUAUCAGAACCUUCUACAUUUGUUUGACAUGGCUCACCUUGACAACAUGAGAGUUCUCAAGGCACUGAUUUAUGCAAAAGAUGAUGUUCAGCCACUUGUUGAAGGAAGCAGCAAGCGGAAGGUUAACAUUGAGGUGCUACGGAGAAAGAAUGUGCUGCUGCUGAUAUCAGACCUUGACAUUACACAAGAAGAGAUUUCAAUCCUUGAACAGAUCUACAACGAGUCGCGGCUGCAGCCUUCAAGGCAGGAAAGCCAAUAUGAGAUUGUGUGGCUCCCAAUUCUUGAUCAUACAGUCCCUUUGAACGACGCUACGCACAAGAAAUUUGAGAUGCUGCAGUCUAGCAUGACUUGGUACUCAGUGUACAGUCCUACUUUGAUCGAUCAGGCAGUGGUUCAGUUCAUUAAGAAAGAGUGGCAUUUCAACAAGAAGCCUAUGCUGGUUGUGCUUGAUCCACAAGGAAGAAUUGCUUGCCCAAAUGCACUUCAUAUGAUGUGGAUUUGGGGUAGCCUAGCCUUCCCUUUUACCACCCUACGAGAGGAAGCUCUCUGGAAAGAAGAGAGUUGGAGACUUGAGCUGUUGGUUGAUGGCAUUGAUCCAACAAUUUUGAACUGGAUGCAAGAAGGAAGAUACAUUUGCCUGUACGGCGGAGAGGACAUGGAAUGGAUUCGAAAAUUCACCAACAACGCUCGAGCAGUAGCACAGGCUGCAGGUAUCCCACUGGGGAUGGUUUAUGUCGGAAAAAGCAACCCGAAAGAGCGAGUCAGAAAGAACAUUGCAACAAUCACAGUCGAGAAACUGAGCCAUUGCUGGCAAGACCUGACAUCAAUUUGGUACUUCUGGGUGCGAAUAGAAAGCAUGUGGCGAUCCAAGAAUCAGCUCGGAAAGGCUUCGGAAAACGAUUCGAUAAUGAAAGAGAUCAUGACACUUCUGAGCUUUGAUAGCAGUGAAGGAGGGUGGGCUAUGUUGAGCAGAGGAGCAGAUGAGAUUGUGAAAGCCAAGGGAAGCAUAUUCUUAACCUCACUUACAGAUUACACUGCUUGGAAAGAUGAGAUUCAGCAGAAGGGCUUUCUGCCUUCUCUCAGAGAUUACCUCAAAGGCCUUCACACUGAGCAUCACUGUAAUAGGCUCAUUCUCCCGGGCGCCGCCGGAAAAAUACCCGAAAGGAUUGUUUGUUCUGAAUGUGGUCGCACUAUGGAAAGGUUCCUCCUCUACAAGUGCUGUGAUGAAUAAGCAGAGCAGAGCAGUCAUCUUAUUACUUGUGCUGCUUCACCACUUGCAGCUUUGUUAUAUGUUGUUGAGUGAAAUUUAGUUAUUUGUAUGUCUAAUGCGUUUGUUUUUAUUGUUGUUUCUUGUCUUCAUCCUAUUCUAUGUAAUUGCUUGCUAUUAUAAUAAAACAUGUUUCAUGUA
This is a messenger RNA of Mercurialis annua (annual mercury), 2684 nucleotides long. RefSeq names its product protein SIEVE ELEMENT OCCLUSION B-like. Bases 72 to 2507 code for a protein of 811 amino acids. The transcript is spliced from 7 exons. The record is from RefSeq and is a predicted model, not a curated record. Lineage: Eukaryota; Viridiplantae; Streptophyta; Magnoliopsida; Malpighiales; Euphorbiaceae. Gene Ontology annotation, biological process: phloem development.